AUGUCCUUCCCUGAAAACCAACCCAUUUUUCCCCCUGGCCUUCCUCAUCCGCCUCCCAACGGCGGACCUGACCAGAUUCAAAACGCGGCAGUUCCUUACUCGCACGCUUUCCUGGCGCCUUAUCCUCAGGUUAACCACACCUCUCAAGCCGCGUCUGGGCAACAGAUUGGGGUUUCUGUCAAUGCGCAACCGAUGUCCUACAUUCAAUCGGUAGGCUUGGGCAAUGGUGCCGUGCCCAUCGCAUCUGCGGGUCAAGUGUAUCCAGCGACUGCACCUUUGAAUGGGAACACAACGGCAUCCGCAGUCGUUCCUUCUGCUCAACGCAUCAUUCAACCUGGUACAAUAGUAACUGGAGCUACCCUAGGCACUUCGGCGAAUACUGCUGGGUACGGGUUGAAUGUUCGUCCGGUAAACGGUAGCCCAGGGUUGGCGACGUCGGUGGGAGCGGGGAAUGUCUAUCAAAAAGGGGUUGUCGGUAAUGAUAGACCUGUCGCUACGUACGCCACGGCCAUAGCGGCCCAAAACAACGCCGCUCAAGCAGUGCCAUUGGCAAAUUCGGUACCUCCGCCCCCUCCUGCGUCGGCAGUGGGUUCGACCAACCCCAGUACUCAAGGUACAAAUCAAACCAACAACUAUGGGCGUGUACAACCAUCUUCUAAACCGUGCCGAGUUUCAGUGGAGGACUACCUGACGAGACCGGAUUACUUACCUACAGGGGCAUUGUUGGGCGGAAGCGCUUGGACUCAAGUCGGAAACUUCAACUGGUACAGCAUCUCGGGCACCAACGAAAAAGUCGUAAUGACCGUUAUUGGGAAAGUUUCGAGAAACCGCCUCAACGUCGAUCCUAACGGGACGUACAACGGGAAGCAUCCUCUCAAGAAGGCCAAGUUCGGAUUCACCCUGGUCGUACCCGAUCAAUCCAACCCGUUCCACGCCCACUUCCAACAGGCCAUCGCUUUUUUAACACAGCUUCAGGCCGCGAUUGCUCAGUCUAACGAUCAACGAUAUCUGUUGGUGCAAGACAACGGUCAAAUGGGUCUGCGCUUAAGUCAAGAUAUGUUCGCAGAAAGAGAGGAACCGUUGAACCCACAUGUAUACGAUUUGACUGUAAACUGGCCUAUGGACCCACAGUAUCGCAACGAGCUCCUCGCCAACGCUCCCCACGUGGAAGUCAAACCCUUGAUGGCCUACGAUUACUCCGACGUACUCCUUGCCCCUGAGCGUGUCAAGUGGGCCUUGGCGGGCGCACUCGUUGAAGCUACUUUCACUCUUCGCCACUGCGUGGUGAACGACGUCGCAUUACACGAUGUAUUCACUGGUGGCUUGUUGCAAGUGCGAGUGCUUGAGGAAGGAUCAAGGGAGGUUAACCCUUUCAGAGCGAAUCCAGGAGGAGGACCGGUUCUUGAGCCUGUUCAUGGGAUGGUAAACGGUCAAUUCAUGCCAGCCAUAACCGGUCACGUACUUCAAUCGGGGGGUCAUCGUGUUCAACCUCCCCUUGCCCUCCCACUCCAGCCAGGCUCUCAGCUUGCUCAUCCGUUGACGGUCAACCAAACGGCCAUGCUCCAAUACUACCCCACCGCCACAGCCUUCCAACAUCACCCGGCGCCGUCCUUGAACCCUGGCAUGUACUACUCGCCGGCGACAGGCGUUAACGAGGCCCAAGUGUACCCAACAUUGGUGUCCAUGGCAGGUGCGCAGGGCCAUCCCUUAUAUGCCUCCGCGUCCCACGUCCAGCCGAGUUCCACAGCGACUGAAGGCGGCAACGGUUCGACACCGGGUGAAGUGGCAUUGGCACAGACGGCUCUGGGAGGCAACAGAGUUACUGUUCCUCGACACGAUGGCGUUUCGGUGAUGUCUACCAAACUUCCUGCUGCAGUUGCUGCGACUCCGUCGUCCCAAGUGUCGAACGAUGGCCGGGCAAGUGCGAGCCAAGAAGCUUCACCUUCCUCGGUGGACCCUGAGGCGAAUAGUGUUCCUCCAAAUGACGUAGCCCGGACUCCCGACGGCACCCAGAUUGUCAAGACGUGCGCGCAGGUGACAACUCCUCUCCGCCCUCAGGCAUCUCCUUGGAUUGCGAACGGGUAUCUCCCUACUCCACAAACUCCUUCCACCUGGCGUCCUCCUUCCCAACUCGAUGCCCAGGCCAGAAGCUUGUACGGUGGUCAGACGAAGAGAGGUGCUGCGGAUGGCGUCGCCGCAGGGAAUGCAGAGCAGUCGGUCAUUUCGUGUUCAAUCUCGAACGCCACUUCGUCUACCAGGGAUUCUAGGUCAGGUAUUAGUGGUGGACCAUGUGCCGCGGCUAAACAACCCACCGAUACGUCCUCCUUGCUUCCCGCUUUACCGGUCCAAAGUAUCAACAACUCGAACGCCGGUUCCCUCUUCCAUACCACCCACUCUCGAGAUCAAAACGGGGCUUCAUCGUCCACUACGGCAGGUGUUGAGACGCCAACUUCAGCUACGGAUGUCAAUGCCAACGUUGCAGGAAAGGGAGGAGAUGCGUUGGUUCCGCGAGUCCCUACGGGGCCUGUUGAGCCACUGGUCGACAAGGGGAAGGGGAAGGGAAAAGGUAAGCGGCCGGUUGAAGACGGGGAGGACACCGAACCCCCGGCUCGCAGGACUAGGCAGAAUACGGCGACUGGUGCUUGA
Messenger RNA from Coprinopsis cinerea okayama7#130, 2646 nucleotides. RefSeq lists its product as hypothetical. The transcript has 11 exons. The coding region runs from base 1 to 2646 and encodes 881 amino acids. The record is from RefSeq and is a predicted model, not a curated record. Lineage: Eukaryota; Fungi; Basidiomycota; Agaricomycetes; Agaricales; Psathyrellaceae.